Messenger RNA from Apodemus sylvaticus (European woodmouse), 7314 nucleotides. It is a transcript of the gene Kif13b, whose product is annotated as kinesin family member 13B. The record is from RefSeq and is a predicted model, not a curated record. Gene Ontology annotation, biological process: regulation of protein localization; microtubule-based movement. The transcript has 40 exons. Gene Ontology annotation, cellular component: adherens junction. NCBI's taxonomy places the organism in Eukaryota, Metazoa, Chordata, Mammalia, Rodentia, Muridae. The coding region runs from base 96 to 5639 and encodes 1847 amino acids. Gene Ontology annotation, molecular function: ATP binding; cell adhesion molecule binding; microtubule binding.
UUCCCCCACAGCCCCCGCCCGCCGGGUUGGCCUCGGAGAGUUUGUCCGGUGGCCGUGGUAGACGGAGGUGCAGUGAGAACCCCGGCGGCAGCACGAUGGGCGACUCCAAAGUGAAAGUGGCGGUACGAGUCCGGCCAAUGAACCGACGAGAAAUUGACUUACAUACCAAAUGUGUGGUGGAUGUUGAAGCAAACAAAGUUAUUCUGAAUCCUGUAAAUACAAAUCUUUCCAAAGGAGAUGCCCGGGGCCAGCCGAAGAUAUUUGCUUAUGAUCACUGUUUCUGGUCCAUGGAUGAAUCUGUCCGAGAGAAGUAUGCAGGUCAAGAUGAUGUUUUCAAGUGCCUUGGGGAGAACAUUCUUCAGAAUGCAUUUGAUGGCUACAACGCCUGUAUCUUUGCUUAUGGGCAGACAGGGUCUGGGAAGUCUUACACCAUGAUGGGCACUGCCGACCAACCUGGGUUAAUUCCAAGGCUCUGCAGUGGACUCUUUGAACGAACCCAGAAAGAGGAAAAUGAAGAACAGAGUUUUAAAGUUGAAGUGUCCUACAUGGAAAUUUAUAAUGAAAAAGUUCGAGACCUUCUUGACCCUAAAGGAAGCCGUCAAACAUUGAAAGUGAGAGAGCACAGCGUGUUGGGACCCUAUGUGGAUGGACUUUCUAAACUGGCUGUCACGAGCUACAAGGAUAUUGAGUCUCUGAUGUCUGAGGGCAACAAGUCUCGGACAGUUGCUGCAACCAACAUGAAUGAGGAAAGUAGCCGUUCCCAUGCAGUCUUCAAAAUCACCCUGACACAUACUCUGUAUGAUGUGAAGUCUGGGACAUCUGGAGAGAAAGUGGGCAAGCUGAGCCUAGUGGAUUUAGCUGGCAGUGAGCGAGCCACGAAAACUGGAGCUGCCGGCGACAGGCUGAAGGAGGGCAGCAACAUCAACAAGUCCCUCACAACCCUGGGUCUGGUUAUCUCUGCCCUAGCCGAUCAGGGUGCUGGCAAAAACAAAAAUAAAUUUGUUCCCUAUCGGGACUCAGUUCUCACAUGGCUACUCAAGGACAGUCUGGGAGGUAAUAGCAAGACCGCCAUGGUGGCCACUGUGAGCCCAGCUGCUGAUAACUACGAUGAAACCCUCUCAACCCUGAGGUAUGCAGACCGAGCAAAACACAUUGUUAACCAUGCUGUGGUGAAUGAGGAUCCUAAUGCUCGAAUUAUCCGAGAUCUCCGGGAAGAGGUGGAGAAGCUCCGGGAGCAGCUGACCAAGGCAGAGGCAAUGAAAUCUCCAGAGCUGAAAGAUCGUCUAGAAGAAUCUGAGAAACUCAUCCAGGAAAUGACUGUGACCUGGGAGGAGAAACUAAGGAAAACUGAGGAGAUCGCGCAGGAGCGGCAGAAGCAGCUUGAGAGCCUUGGCAUAUCUCUUCAGACUUCUGGAAUCAAAGUUGGGGAUGACAAGUGCUUCCUGGUUAACUUGAAUGCUGACCCAGCUUUGAAUGAACUCCUGGUGUACUACUUAAAGGAGCACACGCUGAUAGGAUCAGCCAAUUCUCAGGACAUCCAGCUCUGCGGGAUGGGCAUUCUCCCUGAGCACGGUAUCAUAGACAUCAUGCCCGAAGGCCAGGUCAUGCUGACUCCUCAGAAGAAUACCAGAACAUUUGUCAACGGGUCUUCUGUCUCCAGCCCCAUCCAGCUGCACCAUGGGGACAGGAUACUGUGGGGAAACAACCAUUUCUUCAGACUCAAUCUGCCAAAAAAGAAAAAGAAAGUGGAGCGAGAGGAUGAGGAGCGUGAGGCAUCCCUGAAAAACGAGAGCAGCUCUGAGCAGCUGGAUGCUGACGGUGACUCCUCCAGUGAGGUGUCCAGUGAGAUCAACUUCAACUUCGAGUAUGCACAGAUGGAGGUGACAAUGAAGGCUCUAGGCAGCAAUGACCCAAUGCAGUCCAUACUGAGCAGCCUGGAACAGCAGCAUGAGGAGGAGAAGCGGUCUGCUCUGGAGCGCCAGAGGCUCAUGUACGAACACGAACUGGAACAGCUCCGAAGAAGGCUGUCUCCUGAGAGGCAGAACUGCCGCGGUGUGGACCGGCUCUCCUUCCACUCACCCAGUGCCCAGCAGCGCUUGAAACAGUGGGCCGAGGAGAGAGAAGCUACAUUGAAUAACAGCUUGAUGAGGCUGAGGGAGCAGAUUGUAAAGGCCAACCUGCUGGUACGAGAAGCUAGUUACAUCGCAGAAGAGUUGGAUAAAAGAACCGAGUAUAAAGUUACCCUCCAGAUUCCAGCCUCCAGUCUGGAUGCCAAUAGGAAGCGAGGCUCUCUCCUCAGUGAACCUGCCAUCCAGGUGAGAAGAAAAGGGAAAGGAAAGCAGAUUUGGUCUUUGGAAAAGCUGGAAAACAGGCUUUUGGAUAUGAGAGACCUCUACCAGGAGUGGAAGGAGUGUGAAGAAGACAACCCGGUUACCCGAUCCUACUUCAAGCGUGCUGACCCAUUCUAUGAUGAGCAGGAAAAUCACAGUCUCAUCGGUGUGGCCAAUGUCUUCCUGGAGACCCUGUUUUAUGAUGUGAAGUUACAGUAUGCUGUGCCGAUCAUCAACCAGAAGGGAGAGGUGGCUGGCCGACUGCAUGUGGAGGUGAUGCGGCUCAGCGGGGCCAUUGGGGAGAGGAUCGCAGGAGGAGAUGAUUCUGCAGAGGCCAGCUCUGAAAAGGAAGCCCCAGAGAGCAGGCUCGUGUGCAUGGUUAAAAUACUGCAAGCCACGGGGUUGCCACAGCAUCUGUGCCACUUUGUCUUCUGCAAAUAUGACUUCUGGGAUCAGCAGGAGCCAGUGACUGUUGCCCCCGAGGUGGAUACGUCUUCGUCUCCCACCAGCAAGGAGCCACAGUGUAUGGUUGUGUUCGAUCAUUGCAGCGAGUUCAGUGUUAACAUCACAGAAGACUUCAUUGAAUAUCUCUCAGAAGGAGCCCUGGCCAUUGAAGUCUAUGGACAUAAAAUGAAUGAUCCCCGGAAAAACCCAGCCCUGUGGGAUUUGGGAAUCAUCCAAGCAAAAACAAGGAGUCUUCGGGACAGGUGGAGUGAAGUCACCAGAAAGUUGGAAUUCUGGGUUCAGAUCUUGGAACAGAAUGAGAAUGGUGAUUACUGUCCUGUAGAAGUAAUUGCUGCAAAAGAUGUCCCGACAGGAGGGAUCUUCCAGCUCCGACAGGGGCAGUCUCGUCGAGUUCAAGUUGAAGUGAAGUCUGUGCAAGAGUCAGGGACUUUACCGCUGAUGGAAGAGUGCAUAUUGUCAGUUGGCAUUGGGUGUGUGAAAGUUAGACCUCUCAGGUCCCCUAAGAUCCACGAGAACAUCUAUGAGGAAGAGGAGGACAUGGACAGCUACCAGGAUAGGGAUUUAGAGCGGCUUCGCAGAAAAUGGCUGAACGCAUUAACCAAACGUCAAGAAUACUUGGAUCAACAACUGCAGAAGCUCGCCAGUAAACAUGACAAGACUGAGGACGAUGCUGACCGCGAGGCUCAGCUCCUGGAGAUGCGGCUGACGCUCACAGAGGAAAGAAAUGCAGUGAUGGUGCCCUCGGCUGGGAGUGGCAUUCCAGGGGCACCAGCAGAAUGGACCCCAGUGCCUGGGAUGGAGACCCACAUUCCUGUUAUAUUUCUUGACCUAAAUGCUGAUGAUUUCAGCUCUCAGGAUAAUCUCGAUGACCCAGAAGCAGGAUGGGAUGCUACCCUGACUGGGGAAGAGGAGGAGGAGUUCUUUGAACUGCAGAUUGUGAAACAACAUGAUGGAGAGGCCAAGGCAGAGGCUUCCUGGGACUCUGCAGUGCACAGCUGUCCUCAGCUCAGUAAAGGCACACCUGCUGACGAGAGAGUGUUCCUCAUCUUGCGAGUGACGGUCCAGCUCAGCCAUCCUGCCGACAUGCAGCUGGUCCUACGCAAGAGGAUUUGUGUCCAUGUUCAUGGGCGCCAGGGCUUUGCACAAAGUCUCCUCAAAAAGAUGUCUCACCGGAGCUCUAUUCCUGGCUGUGGAGUGACCUUUGAAAUCGUCUCCAAUAUUCCAGAGGAUGCCCAGGGAGUAGAGGAGCGCGAGGCACUGGCAAGGAUGGCAGCUAACGUGGAAAACCCAGCUUCUGCUGACUCUGAGGCCUACAUUGAGAAGUACUUGAGGAGUGUGCUGGCCGUGGAAAACCUCCUGACUUUAGAUCGUUUGCGGCAGGAAGUGGCCGUGAAGGAGCAGCUGACCGGGAAAGGGAAGCUGAGCCGGAGGAGUAUCAGCUCUCCCAGCAUGAACAGAUUGUCAGGAAGUCGACAGGAGCUUAGCCCAUCCCACAGUCUCGGCAGCAACAAGGGCCGGUGGGAAAGUCAACAGGAUGUGUCCCAAACACUAGUUUCCAGAGGAAUAGCUCCAGGCUCUCCAGCUCUCACUGUUUCGCCCCAAAAUAACCAGUCUCCUGAUCCUGGACUGGGAGGCUUGGCAGCCUCUUACUUGAACCCAGUGAAGUCCCUGGUGCCACAGAUGCCAAAGCUGCUGAAGUCUCUCUUCCCUGUUCGGGAUGACAGAAGGGGCAGACACUCAUCUCCCCUUGCACACCAGCCCGUGCCCCGAGUCUUGGUGCAGCCUACCUUCUCAGAUGCCCAGGCGACAAGGACAGAGGAGGGUCAACAAGGCAGCCCUGGGCCUAGUGGGGCUUUGGAGUCCAUGGUGAAGAUGGCUGCCCCUGCAGUAAAGAUCUGUGACAAACCCAUCAGAGUGUCUUCCCCUCCAUCUACCAUGGUGGUUACUCAGCCCCCAGAAGGGCAGGAUGGACCUCCCAGCCCCUUGAGUGAAGCUUCAAGUGGCUACUUCUCUCACAGUGUCUCCACUGCUACCCUGUCAGAAACGCUUGCCUUAGGCCUGGACACUGCAGGCCUUGGCAGCCAGACACCUGGGUCUCCCCCUGCCCUGUGUCAGGUCCCUCCAGAGCCUGAGCUGGUUUUCCUCUCCUGCACACAGAGCCACCCUCCUGUCCCAGAGGAGCCCCAUGUACCACCUGCAACUCCUACUCAAAGUACCGAGCUGGAGGUUCCCAGACCAUCCCUUCUUUCUGAACCCACAUCUGUGCCCACGUCCCCAUUCAGAAUCCGCAAAGUACGGACCUCAGAGCUCAAGUCUUUCACAGGCAUGCUGGGGAGUGCCUCCUCUGGAGCAGAGGAGGACCCCCUGGCUUCAGAAGACCCCAGCAAUGCUAGGGGACAGACUCUGGGGAGGCUAGAAGUGACAUCUGACUCUGAGGAUGCCAGUGAAGUCCCUGAGUGGCUCAGAGAGGGAGAAUAUGUUGUUGUGGGCACCAACAAGACAGGCAUUGUAAGGUAUAUUGGACCAACUGAUUUCCAGGAGGGAACGUGGAUUGGUGUGGAGCUGGACCUGCCUGCAGGAAAGAAUGAUGGCUCCAUUGGUGGGAAACAAUAUUUCAGGUGCAACCCUGGCUACGGGCUGCUGGUAAGGCCGGGCCGGGUCCGCAGGGCUGCAGGCACUGGGCGCAGGCGCAGUUCAGGGCUCCAGCCUCAGGGAGCCACAGAGGCCCGCAGGAGUGCUACCAUCUCUGGCUCUGCCACCAACCUGGCUUCACUGACAGCUGCACUGGCCAAGGGAGACAGGAGCUACAAGAAUCCCGAGAACCGGAAGUCCUGGGCCAGCUAAGGUGCACCUCCCUGUGAGCACUAACAGGAGGAAGGAGACCUGCUGCCUCCACUGGAGCAAGGACACAGGGAUGAUGGGCAGUCUGGUUCCUGUCCUCUCUGGGAAGCUGGAAGCUGGAUUUCCUUCCUCUACUUGGAAUGGCACAGGUCCCUCAGCUGUGCUCCCCUCAGCUGUGCUCCCCUGGCUAGGGGUGGCAGGUUCCAGGAGCCCAGAGACCUGGGGACGGUAGCUGGGUGGCAGGGCUGGGGCCAGCCCAGCUCCUCCCUGCCUGCUUGAGGGUGUGUGAGGGGGAGGGGCCCCUUUCCUCAUUCUGCUGAUUCACUAAUGUCUUAAUUUAAGCGAUGAUCCUAACAAGUGUCUUGUCCUCACAGACAGGACUUCUCCUGCCUGGGCCCAGCACGCACACUACCCUCUCGGUGCACCAGUGGAUUGUCAGACUCCCCUAAACCAUGCCUCAUCCUUCUGCACGGCUCACAGGGUUUCUAGGAGGCAUCUUUGUGGGUGUCCCAGUGUCUUUAAACUCAGAAAGUCUUUUCUGCUGGCCAUUCAUUUCUUAACAGGAUGCUUGAACUAUAUUUAUUUAAUUUAUUUUUCCAAAAGUUAAAAUAUUUCACACACCAUAAUUGCUAUCUAUCCCAACAUGUGUGCCCGGGGCCUGCCUUGUGCUUACCGGCCUCUGGCUGGCCAGAGCUGUGCCUUGUCUUGGAUGGCGGUUGCUGGAAGUGGUGGCCAGCGAAUGAAGCCAGCUGCUGUUGUGUUUCUUGAUUGCAGACACACCAUGGCUUUACUGUCACUGGUGGGAAGGCAGACCCAGGACUUGACAUGGAUCAAGCCUUCAAUACCUUGGGUUUCAGGGAACUGGUGAAUGUUUUGACUCUGACAAUUCCGAAACCCUGAUAGCACCUGGGCCAGCAGGUAGGUAGUGAGGGCAGACCUGUUGCCAUUUCGUUCUUCCGAUCUGUGCUGUAUCCCAGGGCAUUAUCAACCACCUGUUUGCUGAGACGUGUGUCUGACCUGCCCUCUGAGUCCCAGAGUGUUGGUGGAGGACUCAGUGGGCAGAUCAGAGUCACCAAGUCCCUGCUGUCCCAGCACCUGCCCUGCCUUCCACCUCAGGAUGGGUCAUUACACAGGGUAUCCUUGGCAGUUUGUUCUAAGUUUGACUCUCAGACUCCUGAAGAACCACAGCUAGCAAGUGUUUGUAGGGGAACUGGUUCUGUGAGGACCUAAGCCUUUUAAGGGAAGUAGCUCCUGCCAGGUGGUUUCUCAGCCUCCUCUGGCCAUUGUGGCCCCUGCGCUAGUCUUGCUGACACUCAGUCUGCACCAUCUGCAUUGUCUGCUUAGCCCAGUAUAAACUACCAUCUGCCUGCCCAGACCUUGACCAGAGGCUGCUUAGAGCAAUAGGAGAAUGUGUUGUCUCCCUGGCACGGGCAGACUCUGCGUGUGCUCCAGUCUUGGAGUUGAGUGCUGUUCCACUUGUCACCGUGAUCUGCCAGGAGAGACCUGCCUCUGCUGGUCUUAACAUCACAGAUGUCUGGAGCUGCCAGCUAGAGGCAGGCACUAAUUCGAUAACUCCUCUUCCUCAGCUGGCAUUUUGGGGGAUAGCCAGCAGGUAAGUUAGCCCUACCGAUCCUGCCUGGCCACGCUCCCGGGAGCACACAGCACUUUGGAUUGUAUU